AUGGCUUCGUUGGUGAAUGUUUUGCUGCGAAAAAGCCAUAAUUUAAGUAAUUCUAAAGCCUUACUUGUAAAUUUACCGGCAGUUUACAAUGUGAACUCACAACGUAAAGCUCAUAGAUGGAUGCCCGAUGUAACUUUCGUAAAACAGUUCGAGGGGGCUGUUAUGUAUCCCGAAGGUGUCACCGCUCUCUUAAAGCACCCACCUUAUAACAGCAUUAUAGCUCCAACUGAAAAGCAGGUCAAAAACAUGGUGCUCAAUUUUGGACCUCAGCAUCCAGCUGCUCAUGGUGUGCUACGAUUAGUGCUUGAACUAGAGGGAGAGACGGUCCGUGGAGCAGACCCCCAUAUUGGCCUCCUUCACCGAGGCACAGAAAAGCUGAUCGAAUACAAGACAUAUACCCAGGCUUUGCCAUACUUUGACCGUCUCGACUAUGUGUCCAUGAUGUGUAAUGAACAAUGCUACAGUUUGGCGGUGGAGAAAUUGUUGAAUAUUGACAUUCCAUUGAGAGCUAAGUAUAUUAGAACUCUGUUCGCUGAGAUCACUCGUAUCCUCAAUCACAUCAUGGCGGUGGGCACCCACGCUCUGGACGUGGGAGCUCUCACUCCCUUCUUCUGGCUGUUCGAAGAGAGAGAGAAGAUGAUGGAGUUCUAUGAGAGAGUCAGUGGUGCUAGAAUGCACGCUGCCUAUAUAAGACCUGGUGGUGUUUAUUUGGACAUGCCACUGGGGUUAAUGGACGAUAUACACGAGUUUGCCAGCAAAUUCUCUGAGCGGUUGGACGAGGUGGAAGAUGUGCUCACAACAAAUAGGAUCUGGGUGCAGAGGACCAAGGAUGUGGGGGUGAUGACCGCUCAGGAUGCCUUGAAUUAUGGAUUCAGCGGUGUGAUGCUGCGAGGGUCCGGCAUCAAGUGGGACCUACGCAAGAGCCAGCCCUACGACGCCUACCACCUCGUGGACUUCGACGUGCCCAUCGGCACCAACGGGGACUGCUACGACAGAUACCUGAUCCGCGUGGAGGAGAUGUGCCAGUCGCUGCGCAUCAUCGACCAGUGCCUCAACCAGAUGCCCGCCGGCGAGGUCAAGACCGACGACGCCAAGCUCACGCCGCCCUCCCGCGACGAGAUGAAGACGUCGAUGGAGGCGCUGAUCCACCACUUCAAGCUGUUCACGCAGGGCUACGCCGUGCCGCCGGGCGCCACCUACACCACCGUGGAGGCGCCCAAGGGCGAGUUCGCCGUCUACCUCGUGUCCGACGGCGGCUCCAAGCCCUACAGGUGCAAAAUCAAGGCGCCGGGCUUCGCUCAUCUCGCCGCGUUGGAGAAGAUCGGCAAGAACUCAAUGUUAGCCGACAUCGUCGCCAUCAUCGGCACGCUGGACGUCGUGUUUGGUGAAAUCGACCGA
Messenger RNA from Brenthis ino (lesser marbled fritillary), 1398 nucleotides. NCBI's taxonomy places the organism in Eukaryota, Metazoa, Arthropoda, Insecta, Lepidoptera, Nymphalidae. The record is from the annotation of a GenBank genome assembly.